UUUUUUUUUUUCAUUUAUCUCUCUUGAUGACUUUCUCGCCUGCCACACCACCUUAUGACUUUGAACAUAUUUCUACCAACAAACCAUUUCACCAAACCUCGGUAGCUGCGCCCGAUAUGAUGAUUGCUCCUUCUUCGCCCCCUGACCUUCAUAAGGAAUUACCGUUGUUUUGUACAAAUCAAAUACAAAAUAAGCAGCAUUGCCAUCGCAGAACAAAAUCCAUGCCUUAUAGAUCACCUUCCAUCAACGAUAACAACAUCCAUAAGCACAUUGUGUUUCAGUUGAGCAUGAAUGAUACGAUAAGGAUCAUCCGUGGUCACUCUUUACUCUCAUCCAUACGUAAACAAUCUAGUCAGCAUCGCAUCUCUCAUAGACCUUACAAGAAAAAGAAACUUGGUCAUAUUGCUACCAUGAUUGAAAUACCCAGAUCAAUAAUCGCUUAUGAUCCAUCCCCUAAAUCACAAGAAAAAUCGAUCGAAAACAACAUUCAGCCCAAAUCUGCAAAACGACGUGUUGUACAACAGCAGUUUCCUAUACAGUACUUACCUCCUCCUACCUCUGGUCGUCCUUGUAGAAUCAAAGGUCCAUGCCAAGCUUGUCAAGAGACUGCCGAUGGUUGUAUGCGAAAAGCAUUUGAUUGGCCAUUCGAAACAAGUCAGACAUUCUUUGAUAAGGGAAAACCCUAUGUCUAUCUUUGUAAUAAAUGCGGCUUACGGUAUAACAAGAGUAAUGGCUGCGUUUGUCGUCACUGUCGAUGGGUGUUUUGUAAAGAAGAAAAAAGAAAAGCGCUGCUCCACAUUGAUGCCAUGCGUCGUCGUCGUCCAGAUGGCUACGUUGACCCCAACGAAGAGAUCGAAAACUUUGUAUGCAAUCCAAAGUAUUGGUCUUGUGGUAAACCCUGGAAGGUUGGUUGGGUAUUAAAUACUAUCCACAAUAGUAACGAGGAUGAAGAUCAAGAUUAAAACCAAAAAUCAUACCAUUUGUAUAUCUCUUCCCUAUCUCCCCCUUUCUUUGUUCAGUUUUCUGUAUAUAGUGCAUAUAUAUAAAAAGUUGAUUCCUUUGUCUCUUUUUUUUGUAGGCUGUUCCUGGUUUCCAUGUAAACAAAUUGAUCUGUCGUCAUAGUUACAUAUAGUAAUAAACAUAGUUCUAAAGGAGACUUGAUUUAGCCACGGAUGAUAUAUGCGUCUGUAUCUUCCUUUCUUGGCUCUAUACCUGAAUUAUUUAGCCGCAUAAAUCAAGAGCAUAUUUGUAUUUGAAUAUAUUUAUAAAUGUAUUCCUCGCUUUUGCAUGUGUUCUCGAUCUCUCUUUUUUUUUUUGAUCUCAUGCUGAUACGCGUGCUGGGACCCGGAAUAAUUUGAAACACGUAAAAGGAAAAAAAAA
Messenger RNA from Rhizopus microsporus ATCC 52813, 1380 nucleotides. RefSeq lists its product as uncharacterized. The record is from RefSeq and is a predicted model, not a curated record. The transcript has 2 exons. The coding region runs from base 27 to 962 and encodes 311 amino acids. NCBI's taxonomy places the organism in Eukaryota, Fungi, Mucoromycota, Mucoromycetes, Mucorales, Rhizopodaceae.